Herpailurus yagouaroundi (jaguarundi) is the source of this 10930-nucleotide messenger RNA. RefSeq names its product KIAA1671 ortholog. The transcript is spliced from 13 exons. The coding region runs from base 306 to 5786 and encodes 1826 amino acids. NCBI's taxonomy places the organism in Eukaryota, Metazoa, Chordata, Mammalia, Carnivora, Felidae. The record is from RefSeq and is a predicted model, not a curated record.
AAAUCUUGUAGCCGGGAGCUGGGGGAUCGCCGGAGAUCCGGGGCACCCAGUCUGGAGCGGCUAGGAUCUGGACGUCCGUGCGGGUUGGAGGCCCGGAGACCUGCUGAAACCCAGCCCUGCGGGAACGAGCCUCCCUGCCCCCGUCCGCCUCUGCCAUGGGAGUGUGCGGCCAGCCCCGUUCGCGAUGAGACGUGACGCCGUUGACUUUCUCAGGCAGUCACACAUCCCCAGCCGGCGCCUGCCAGCUCGGUGCUUGCUUCUCUAGUUCGGAUGUUCUUAAUCCCCAUGGGCCCACAACCGUAGCCAUGGCGACGCGGGUUGAGGUCGGCUCCAUAGCUUCCCUGACAGGAGUGCCAGGCCUCGGCGAGAUCGCCCAGGAGGAGACCCUGAAGCGGACGUACUUCCGCCAGGCCGGUGACACCCCCGGGCCACCCUCCCCGCUGCUCUUGGAAGGAAAAAGCCCCCUCAGGAGCCCGGCCCGCUUACUCCCGCUGCCCAGACUUGCCCCCAAACCCUUCUGCAGGGAGAAGGUCCUGGACGUGAACCCCCCCGUCCCAUCCUUGGGGCCCGGCCCAACCAGCCCGUCUCCCUGUGGGCGCGCCCAGGACGUGGUGGCAAAGGACCUGGGCGAGAGGAUGCCUGGCUUGGUGGGGCAGGAGGCGGGGAACGGGGAAGGCCUGAGGAGAAGCUCGUCUUCGUUCAGCAAGGCUGCCUUCCCGCGGCCCCGACCCAGCACCAUGAUUCUCUUUGAAACCACCAAAGCCGGCCCCAUUCUGGGGAAGGGGGCCAAUGAGGGGGCUCGGGAGGCCACCACGGGCGUGUCUCGGGAGCCCGCGUUGGGCUCCCGGCCCGAGGUGGCCGCCAAGCCCGCCCUGCCCGCCCGAAAGCCUGCGACCCUUCCCCGACCGGCCUCCUUGUCGCAGGACACCAGGCCAGCUGCCCCCCAAGAAGAGAAAGGCCCAAACGAGCCUGUCUCAAAGGCCAGCGGUGUGGAGGACACGGGUGACCUCGCUCUGGAGCCCAGGCCUCUCCAGAGGAGAAGGCCUGUGUCGGCCAUUUUCAUCGAAUGCAUUCAGCCUCAGAAGCCAGGCCCAGGCGGGGCGGCCGCGGUGGGGAAAGCACCCCCCACCCCGCCUGAGAAGACAUGGGUGAGGAGGCCCAGGCCCCUGUCCGUGGACCUCACGGCCCGGUUUGAGAGCAGAGAGGCCUUGCUGAAGAAGGCGGCCGAUGAGGCCACUGCGGGUUCCACUGCCCAGUGUCGGGGGCCCGAGAGGUCCGACCCGGAGCCCAAAGUGGAUGGGGAGUGUUUGGUCAAAGCAAACCUUCGCCUUUGUGACCCAGACUCAGACUUCCCAGAGGUAGCCAAGAAGCCCCGAGAACAGAAGGAGAGGGUGCUUUUUAAGCAGGCGGAGACAGGCAGCCUCAGAAGUGCUGGGGGCUCAGCCAGGGGCACCCCCACGGUUGACCAGCACCCCGGGGAGGAGAAAGUGAAGCUGCUCAGGGAGCCGGAGAAGGUGCCCCCGCCCCUCUCGCCCAGGCCGGGAAAAGACCAAGAAUUUGCUGAGGUCAAGAGCAGAGCCGCCGACGCGGAAAGCCGGCUGGAGGGUGGAUGGACCCUCAGGGGCAGCAUCAUGGCUUUGGCCGCAGAAUCGGAACCCCCACCGGCCACCCCUGAGCCCCCGUUGGCUGCCCCAGAGCGUGGGAAAGCGGUUGUGAGCGUCCAGGAGCGGAUCAAAGGCUGGGCCGCUGAGAGCUCAGAGGCAAAGCCAGAGAUCGGGAGAAAGCCCUUCCAGGCACGGCCGUUGUCGGCGGAUCUGACCAAACCGUUUUCAAGCCCAGCUUCAAGCAACGAAGUCCGAUAUGAGAAGUGUUCUGAGCUAAGUGGCGAGCUUCCUCAGGAACCCGGAGAAAAGCAAAAGGAAGGGCAUGGUGUGGAUAGAGCAUCCGUCCUGAGAAGCUCCUGGAAGCCUGGAACGCUCCGAGAGAAGUCGAGGCAGACAGAGUGGAAGGACAGUCCUAACCAAGUCCCUGGCAACCAUCGGGGUGAGAGCUCGGUGGGGGCUCUGAGCCCUUCUGACAGCACUCCAGAAGAUGAUGGAAGCUUCCAGACCGUGUGGGCCACGGUGUUUGAGCAUCACGUGGAGAGACACACAGUGGCUGACCAGUCAGGACACCGUCCCUCAGCCACAGCCCCCAGAGAUGUGGCUGAUGCCAGUAUCUCAGGGUUCAGACCCAGUCACGAGAGAAGCUCAUGGCUGGGGAAGGACCUGCCUGAAAAGACAGCCCUCAAGAAACAGAGCUUCAGAGGGUUCGAAAAUCCUGAUGCAGAGAAAUGGGGACAGACUGCCCUUUCAAAUGGUGAACCCAGACAGUGUCACGUGCCCUUCCCGGAAGAAUACCCUUUGGACGAGAAACACAAUAAGAACCCCUUCCUCCAACGUGCUGAAAACCCUCCCUCAUCCCAGAGGGUCGAGCCCAAGUAUGACAUGAUGCACACAGUGGGCAAGUGUGCGCACAGUGAGGCCGUCUCCGUGGCGUUGGAGGAAAGAGCCAUGACCCUGCGAAGUGGCAGGUCUCGGCUCUCACCAAAGGGGAGGCAGCAGGCCCGUGAGGUCACCCCUGCAGAGCCAGAGUACAGGCUGGAAGUUCAGGCGGGGUCCGUCCACAGGGCCAGUUUGAUUUGGGAAGCUCAAGGGACUCAUGAGGUCAGUGAGCCAAGGCCUGACUUCCGGGAGCCAAAGGACACGUUUGGGGGCAAUUGCCUGUCACCCAAAUGGACAGGGGGGGCGACCUUGAACUGGCAUAAAGCCACCGUGGUGGCCAGUGAAGAGAAAGGCUCGGAACUGAGCCCCGGGGCCAACAGCGAGCGCUCAGCCAGGUCGUGCGGCUCCGAAGUCCCUUCUGGGAGGGCCAUCCAGGUGGCCGUCUGGGAGGCUCCACACGAGGGGCCCGCUGGGGCCAGAAACAAGUCAGGAGGCUGCAGCUCAGCGGGAGAAAGGGGUCCCCCCCGGGGGUGCCCUCUGGAUCCUCUCUGUCUGGCUAAGGACGAGCCCUCUGGCUUCCGAGCCCGGCCACAUCCAGAAGCGCUUGUGCAGAGAGGGCCCCUCGCUGUGGCUUCCGGUGAGGGUGAACCCAGGCCAGCCCAGGCACCAGAGCCUGAAGUCAAGAUGCGGAAGGCGGGUCCCGCGGACCAGAGAUUCGAGAGGUGGCGACGGCGGACAUUACCGCACGACGUGAAGUUUGAGGAGUUCAGCUUCCUGGCCCCAGAAAACACCUCGAAGGUGGAGCAGAGGCGAACAGACCGUUUGAGCCCCACCGUCAGUGCCUUAAGAAAACCCCAGCUCUCCCACAACAGGGUGGAGGCCCAGGAGGAGAACCCAAGUGCUUCACAGGACCAGACUCGCCCAGCGGUGAAGCAACGGUCCUCUCUGGAACCCAAGGCGACAUUUUUUGCAGUGACAUAUCAGAUUCCUGAUACUCAAAAAGCAAAAAGUACUGUUAAGUCAGGGCCCGAAAACUUGACGGAACAUUCUAGAAAACCAGCACCGCCUCCAUCUCCUCAUCCUCGAACACCUACCUUGGCUUCUCUUCACCAUGAAGGGCCACUGGAGAGCAAGGGCAGUAAAAACUGGACUAAGGGCAGAGAGCACGACCACACAAGCUUUUCAAAGCCUCUGAAGCCAACCGACCGUCUGUCACCUCUUGGAGACAGGAUUCUGGAUCCUUCUGUUGAAAGAAUCAUGGAUGCCGACGCCUCGUGGAGUCACCGGAGACCAGAAGAUGGCACCGGUUUUCAGAACAGCUGGAAGGAUUGUGGGACCAAGACGUCCCCCAGCGGCGCUCCCAAAACACCCCCGGCUUCCAAAAGUCACCCAGAAGCCAACGAUCUCCUCUCCAGAAGGGGCGCUGAGGGGGUCAGUGCAAGGGUCCCGGGUAAAAUCAGAGAUGGCUACAGAUCCAGUGUUCUUGACAUUGACGCCCUGAUGGCAGAGUACAAGAAGCAGGAGGUGGAGGAACCCCUGGAGGGGGCACCCUCGGUGCCCAGCGGCUCGACUCAGGAGAGGCCAGGCCAUUUAGGCAGGGUGGAACCAAGAAGGAGGAGCUGGAAGGAGAGGCCCGAAGCCGAGGGUCUCCAGAAACCAGCAGGUUUCACCGAAGCAAACCACAGUUCCGCUCCUGGCCCUGGCAAGCCGCGGGCAGAGACCCCGGGGGCAACCACAAACACCAAAUCCAGCUCUCCACUGUGGGCUCUGCCAGUCUCAGCUCCUUCUGAAAAAUAUCCAGGGGUUUCUUCAGGCCCCACCGGUCCCAGGAGAAAAGACUCAGGAAUCCCCGAGGAUGACAGAAGGGCCUUUGCUAGUAAACAUCAAGGUGCAAAGUAUUCAAAUUACCCAGCCGAGUCAAAGCCCCCAACCUGGGAGGAUCUGGGCAGCGGGGCCAGCGUGUUGCCCAAGUCAUCCCCCACUCACCAGAAGAAAGGGACCCCGAGGAAAUCCAUCGGGACGGAAGAGGAGGCCAGUGUGUUCCAGUGGGGUGAUCACCCUUAUGACCGUGACAGGUCACAGCUGGAUGUCAAGAGAGCCUAUUCGGAGAAGGGUCCGCCUGCCAAAAUCCGAGAGGGCCUGUCUGCCAUGCAGGAAGCCAGAGAGAGGAGACGAGAGUGGCCCCAGGGGAGGUCCAGCCUCCCCGGAGACAGUUCUGAGGUCAAGGAGACCAAAAUGGGGCUCUGUCGGCGAGAGUCGGGGACUCGAGACAGUCAGAAGGUGCUGCCACAAGACCCAGAGAGGGAGGAUGCCCCGCAGGACAGUGAGCAGCUACUCUGGCAUGUGUCCCCUGCAGCCUCGGGUCCCCGGAGAAGUCACAGUUUCCGCAAAGACAGGAGGAGCGGGCCUUUUGUGGACCAACUGAAGCAGUGUUUCUCCAGGCGGCCCCCCGAAGCCAAGGACACCGACACCCUCGUGCAGGAAGCCGACAGCCAGUAUGGGACGUGGACAGACCAGCGCCAGAGCGGGGAGAGUCUGGCUCCCGAGUCCCCGUCCCCAGACAGCAGUGCCGUGUCGGUGCGGAAACAGUUGCCCGGCAGCCGCCUGUCCUCCCUGUCCUCCCAGACGGAGGCCACCUCGGCCGGGGACCAGCACAGCGGCUCCAGGGACCAGCGGAGCACCAGCGUGGACCAAUCCAGCACUGACCUGGAAUCCACCGAUGGGACGGAGGGGCUGCCCCCGCCGGACGCUUGCCCUGCGAAGAGCGUGGACGACUUCUCCUUCAUUGAUCAAACCUCAGUCCUCGACUCAAGUGCCCUCAAGACCCGGGUGCAGCUCAGCAAGAGAAGCCGCCGCCGGGCCCCCAUCUCCCACGCCCUCCGGCGCAGCCGAGUCAGCGAGUCGGAGAGCAGGUCUCCUUUGGAGGACGAGGCUGACAAUGCGUGGAUGUUCAAGGACUCAACGGAAGAGAAAUCGCCCAGGAGGGAAGAGUCCGAUGAGGAGGAGAAGCCACACAGGGCCGAGAGGACCCCCACCGGCCAUCCCCAGAGGAUGCCCGUGUUUCCAGGCAUGGACCCGGCCGUGCUAAAGGCUCAGCUGCACAAGAGGCCAGAGGCAGACAGUCCCGGCGAGACCCCAGGCUGGACGCCCCAGCCCAAGACCCCCAAGUCCCCCUUCCAACUGGGCAGUCGUGUGUUGCCCUCCAGCAUGGAGAAGGACGACAGGUCGGAAGAGCCCUCUCCCCAGUGGUUAAAGGAGCUGAAAUCAAAGAAGAGGCAAAGCCUGUAUGAGAACCAAGCUUGAGCAGACGGGACACUGCCACGUCUAAUGAACAGAAGCCUUAACUGUCAGAACCUGAAGACGAGGCCACGCUGCUGCCAUUCGUUCCUGCACAUGGUUACCUGCCUGGGCCCUUGCAGUUGGGUGGAGAACACCGGCUGGGGCCUCCUGGCCCUCCGCAAGCUCACCCCGGAUCAGGGCGGCAAGACCCACCCUCCUCAAGCAGUUGCACGUCUCCCCAGACAGCACUUCAGGCUGAGAACGAAGCCAGGCUGCCCAGAAUUGUCCACGUUGGUGGUUUUGUGUUUUCCAUAAAAAUGUGCAUUUCUACCUACUUUUAGACACCACUCCAGGAACAUGGGUUUGAGGCUGGACCAUCUCCCUGGGUUCUGGAAAAACACCUGUAUUGUGAAAGCACUUCGUCCUCCAACCCCAGGGCAGGUCUCUUUCAAGAGCAUAUUUCCAAGGAAGAAGAAACCAUCCGUUUCCUGCUGUAACUGUCGUCCACGGCAGUGUUACAGGGUUGGGGUUUUGAUUGCUUUUUUGGCAAGUUCUGUCUCCCUCCCUCUCAAAGAAUCAGCAGUUCCAAUUUUUUAAACACACACGGCUUUGCAGUGUAUUAAUCCUUUCAGUGGGGCUGUGUGCAUAGUUGACCUGUCUCAUUAUACGUCUUUUUUGUUUGCUUUAGAAGACGUUAAAGCAAUAAUUCAGCCAAUUUUCUUUGAAAUUAGAUAUGUACAUAUGUUUUUUUAUGUUAAAGAGCAGAAGGAAAGAUAUGUGAAGAGUUUGCUUGACAUAUUGGAUCAUCUCAGGUUAUCUCAUCCCUACCCGAUGCUUUUAAAACAAAUUCUAAUUGUCACCCUUGUAUACCAAUCUUCUUGGCUCCUUUCCAUCUGAGCUCUGAUUUCUAUGGUGUGGCCUUUGUCCCUUGGCCUCAAAUGUUCAUAAAUUGCAGCCCUAAUGGCAGUGCCUUUUCACUCAAACAUCAGACCUGCCCUGAGAAUCUUUAUCUCCAGUCGUUUUUGAACAUCACCCGCACUGCCGGCAUGGAAGAACGUUUCCAAAUAGGUCUUUGAACAAAUGCAUGAAUGGGGGGUUCUUUUUUUUUCUUUUCACCUCUUCCUUCUACCACUCCUCCGUCCCCUGCCAACUCCACCUGACCAAGUGCUUAUUUUAGGUCCAAACGCAGGAAGUAAGGGUCUUGCUGAAACUCUUCUCUGGACAAAAGUGCUGGAUGCUAGGUGACAAAGUAUAAGGUUCACCUUGCCUCUUUUUUUUUUUUUUUUUUUUUUCUUGAUAGCACUAAGCUCACUCCCAGGAAUCUCCAGGACCUCUGGGGAUCAUCAUUCUUUUUGGAGAUUCUCAACACCAGCCUCCUCCACCUCUGAAACCCAAGGCUCCCGCAAACAUCCCAGAUAUGCUUGACUGGCCACCUGCCAUGCCUGCAGUCGCCAUAAACUUUGUGCCAACCUUGCCUGGGCCGUUCACAGGGCACCCUGUGACCGCUGAGGGGUGCCAGGGCUGAGUUUCCUAAGGCUACAUAUGGAAGGCUAUAUAUGGGGAUUGAGCACAUGUACGCCCACCCCCUGACUUCCCAAGAUGUGAAAAUCUUUCUUGAUAAAUCCAUUAUUUGCAAAGGGUGUCAAAACAUACCAUACCAUCCUUCCCCCUGGCCAUGUCUCCAGGGGUCUCCAUGUGUCUCCCCAUCUCUUCUUCCUCCCUCACCCUUUACCAUCUCUUCCUUCUCUUGGGGGGUGGGUGUGGGGGGUGAAGAGCAAUCCUGUUUCUUCAGGUUAAGCCAAACAUCUGGGCCCCGGAGGGCAGUUGUGGUUCAGCACCACGGACAGGGACCGAAGCCCCACCCCCCUUUCCCCUGCCAGUCCUUUUGGCUGAACUUUGGCUACUUACGGGCAGUUGUUGAACCAUGUUACCCACCCAACCUUUUGCAUCUGGAAGCCUCAUUGCAUCUGUGUCUAGAGGUUUGGCCCUGCUUGGUAAUAAUUUGAAUUCCUUUCAUUCCCCAAGUUAGUGGUCAAUCAGUUCUCUGGGGCAUUGGGUGGGAUGCAUCUAGGAACUGCUGCUUUGUGAUUUUCCUUUCCCCUUUCCCCUUUCACUUUCCCUUUCCUUUCCUUUUUUUUUUUUAAAUUUUUUUUUAGAUCCACUUAAUGUUUUAGAACAGUUUUGAUGCAAUGGCUUUCCAGGUCAAUAGAUCCCCUUUAAAGACACUCCGCAUGUUCUGACCCUGACUCUUCCUGGCUCCUGUCUGUCUUUCCUUCAGGCGGGAAGGGUCCCUUGAUGCCAUUUUGGACAGUAGGAAUUUACCUGCUCAGUUCAAUGAGAAUAUUGAUACUCACCCAUGCAGAACUUUCCAAGGUUCAGUUCUGUUGUAGCCCAGUAUAUCCAACAGGAAAGAAGAACACUUGAACGUGAGAUUAAUCUGGAGAUCUUUUGCCUAUCCUCCCACACCUUGAUUGGAAAUAAGAAUCCAUUUAAUUCCUUCGUGAUUAGGAUGUACAAAGUCCGCCCCCCCUGAAAGUGACUAGAGCAGCCUCACCUCUCCACUGUACAAACGACCAUCACAGGGGGUCAGGAGCCACCGUCUCCCUGCAGGCUCCCCAUGAGCUCUGGAUCCCACUAUGACCAGCGCAAUGAUGUUAGAAGUGACUGAUGCUUUGGAACUUUUGCGGAUAGCUGGGCACGUGUGUCAUUGGUUUUCUCCUCUUUCUAAACUGAGUGAGCUCUGGCGCUCAGUGGACAGUUGUAUGCUAGUUUCUUGAGUUUGCCUGGGCCACCUUUGGAUAUCUGUGUCUUCUAAAACUAACUUAAUAUGCCUUAACCAUUUGUAUGCAAUCAAGUCACCUGCCCUCAUCCAACCGCCUUCCUGGGGGCCUUUGGCUCUCCUUAAAUGAGAGCCUUCUACUGAACACAAAACCCUAUGUACGCACAGUCUCUCCCUCUGUCUACACACACACACACACACACACACCCCCUUUGCACGUCAGCAUUUUGAUGGCUGGUCUUUUGAUCAAGUCUGUGUGUUUUUCCCCUCCAGUGGGUCCCCUUCUUCAUGGUCUUUUGCCUAAUGAAACAGAGGCCUUUGGCUUGUGAAAUCCCAUGGUGAGACCUCAAAAAUCAGUGUUGUGGGGAAUUCCUUGGUGCCAUCAGACAAAUUCUGGUGAACUCAAAGGCUUGCGUUGUUUCGAUGUUGGGGGUUUUGAAGGACACUGACCCGACAGCCUCAGGUUGUCCAGGAUUCAGGAAAAGGACAAUGAGAUGGGGAGUUUUUCCAGGGGGACAAGCCAAGUCAUCUGUUGUGAGACAAAUGUGUUUCCCUUUGUGUGUCCUGGGAAGUGAGGCCAACUCUAGGCAUUGCUAAGGAGCCAGGAUAGAAACAGGCACAGGCCUGAGGUCCCAGAGUUUAGGGGCUGCGCAAGGGAUUGGGGGGAAGCCCUUGAUGUGCUUUCCCCACAGGAGAGCUCAGCUGCUCCCACCCGGUGCUGUGAACUGCCUCGUCCAUUUAUGCUUGUACAUGUCUUUGUCACACCCCCAGAUUGCCCCAGGAGCUAGGCAUAAUCACAAAGCUGAAAACCCACAGGGACAUGGCCAGAUCGCCUCCCAAACUAAACACUUUCUCACAGGUGACUCGGGCCUGCACAAAAGACAGUGUCCCUCCCAAGGAGAAUGCUGGCAGGCCUGUCUCUCCCUCAUCAGUUUCUGUUUCUUCCCCCUCAAUCCUUGUGUUUCUCCCUGCCCCAUAAUCCUGUCCCUUAACACAGGAAGCUAGGUUCCUGUCCCUAGAAUUUCAGGGUGAGCCUGAGGGGAGAAGUAGAGGCAGGAGAAGAUCUCUGUCCAAUGGGGGAUACCCUCCCCCCUUAAUUCACGCCGUGGCAAAGUCACCACCGUAAUGGAGAAACCUACAGCCUCAAUUGUGCCUUUCUUCCACCGCCAUGUAUUAAACAUGGAAGCAAAACUGUGUCUUCGGUGGGGUGGGAGGGACAGCACUGACCUGGAGGGAGCCACCUGGAACAGGUAGGACCCACUCCACAUGUGGAAGGCAGCCCACCUUGGGUUACACCCACCUAGAAAGCCACGGUUCCGGGCUCUGCUGUGCUAUGAGUCAACCCCGCUGGGAUUCUGGGCAAGCCGAGGUUCUGGAAAUGUAGGGCCACAUAGAAAGCCAGUCAGUAUGCGAGUGUGACAGGUGUUCGCCACCCUCUGUCCUUUGGUUCCCACCAUCCCACCCGUCUAGAAUUUGCUUUCUUUUGUUUGGGUUGAUUCCUGUGGGGAGGGGUGCAGAAAUCUGGGUUCUGCAGACUCAGCCUCAGGUUCCUGGAGCGCUAACCCUUAAAAUCAAUCGGCUUCUCCCCGAAUCUUCUUAGUCACUGUCCAACCUGGUGCCGGGACAUCUCCCUCUAUGAAUCCGACUGGCCCCUUUUUUUGACAAUCUCCAGUGGUGUCACGCCUACAAAAAAAAAAAAAAUGCUGUUGUCUAAAGAACAAUUUGAGCUUUUUACUGGUCUCAUUUCACAUAGCCUUAUAGAUUCUGUAAAUAGGGGGCUCAAAAAUAAUAUAUUGUGUUAUGGAAGGUAAUUUUGUACUGUGCUGUUUCCUAAAUCAUACUAAUAUCCUAGAAACGAUGUACUUCCCCGAUGGAUCUGAUCCUCAAAACACUUUGUAAGAUGGAGGGAGUGGAAAUAUAUAUAAAUCCGCUAUAUAUUUUCCUAGCCUUUCUUCUGGGUCCCUUCCUGAGAUAUUUGAGUCACGGUAGGAAAGAAACUCCAGUCCUGUGUAUAGGUAAGUUAAACCGGCCUGCUGGUGUUCCUGCAAUUGCCUUAUGAAUUCACAAGCUCUAGGGGUUCUGAACAGAAGGUGGACGACAGGUACUUUAUCCAAUCCCAAAAAGAGUCUCUAAUCGCGUGACUGAGAAUUCAUCUAGAAAAACUUAUAUUUUUAACGUUAAAACAAAUGGGGGCUUCCUGGACCUCACAGAGUAUUGGAUAUCUACAAGUGCUUUUAUAUUUUGUAACUGUAAAGAGGUUUCAUACGCACAGAAGAGCAGUUGGGAAUCUGGCCAGCUGCCAUUAAACACGAUGACCUUUGCAUGUACAAAGAUGUUGCAUUCAGACUAUGAAAAUAGCAAAUAAAGCUUCGAUGCAAGUUGCACUGGA